Messenger RNA from Carcharodon carcharias (great white shark), 1147 nucleotides. RefSeq names its product radiation-inducible immediate-early gene IEX-1-like. Bases 107 to 520 code for a protein of 137 amino acids. The transcript is spliced from 2 exons. Lineage: Eukaryota; Metazoa; Chordata; Chondrichthyes; Lamniformes; Lamnidae. The record is from RefSeq and is a predicted model, not a curated record. Gene Ontology annotation, biological process: DNA damage response; negative regulation of apoptotic process. Gene Ontology annotation, cellular component: nucleus.
AGGAAAAGAGGCUGGACAUCUCAGAGAGGAUUCAGCAGAACUAGAGUUUCAACUCUUGUUUUUUUUUUAAUUGUUUUUUUUUAUAUAUAUAUAAAGCGAGGGAAUCAUGUGUUUGGCGAGGCAUAGCAUCGGUCACCCCGGAGCGCAGAGUGGAAAGUUCCCCGGCCCAACGCAGCCGCCGGUUUUCACUUUCGAGCCCUUCCCGGAGCGGCUCUGCAAACUCCGACCUCUGAAGAAGCGACCACGCCGAGUGCUCUACCCGCCGCAGCAGGUUAGGAAGUCAGUUCCUAAAAAGAAGGAUGUGACCAAGAGGCUGCUCCUAUUCUUCCUCUCCAUCGUCCUCUUCCAAGUGUACACUGCGACUGAAGACGAGCUGAGCCUUCCAACUCCGGACCUGAGUGCUUCAGUGCAAGUCUCAGUUCCGAUCCCGCCCCCUUCCUGCUCUCCAGACUCUGGCGUGCUGUCUGUCAUGUACCUCCCCGCAUUCGCAGGGGCUGAAUCUAACUACACCCAGCAGUAACUUGCAAAAGGACACUUGCUCGUGACGACAGGUGUCCUCUUCUGCAGGAUCGAAACUCUGCAAUGACUGGUUUUCUAGGGACAUGUUUGUAAUUAUAUACACCAGAUGGUUAUGCCAUGUUGAUGGAAUUGUUUAAAAACUGACCCCUGUUUCACCCUUGUCGAUACGUUGUGUGGUUGGGAGCUGUUCCACCUCCAGAUCACAGGACCUUGAAAGCAUCUGUAGGCCCAUUGGGACUGACACCUGAACCCAGAAGUGGAUGUAGGUUGCAUUCUCAUUAGUCUUAAGGAGUUCAGUGCUUUAAAAUCAUCUAAUCCUGUUGCUGAUGUUACUGCCAUGAAUAAUUCAUUUGUUUCUCAUCCAUUGCAACUUUUAUUUAUUGUUUGAACUAUAUCUAUUUAUUGCAUUCAUUUAUUUGAGUUUUAUAUAUAUUUGUAUAUAACAUGUCUUACCUUGUACUGCAAGGCUCACCUUCACUUGAUGACUACCUUGAUGAUCUCAACAGUUGGUUGGGGAGAGAAAACUAACUUUGUACCAAAGAUUCUGACUGUAGAUGGAUCAACCACACAUGUCCAUACAUGUUUGAUGUUUCUGUUUGAUGGUAUGUUCUAUGAACAAUAUGACUCA